Molecule: messenger RNA, 1663 nt
Organism: Arabidopsis arenosa
Lineage: Eukaryota; Viridiplantae; Streptophyta; Magnoliopsida; Brassicales; Brassicaceae
Source: the annotation of a GenBank genome assembly
CACACACACUCUCUGUUUUCUCUUCCAUUCUAUUACCAGAAAACAGAGUUUGAGAGAGAGAGAAAAAAUGGAAUUGUCGACUCAUAUGAAUGUGUUCGAAGAGCUUCUUGUUCCGACAAAGCAAGAAACCACCGACAACAACAUCAACAACCUGAGCUAUAAUGGCGGAUUUGAUCAUCAUCAUCAUCAUCAAUUCUUCCCAAAUGCAUAUAAUAUUGAUUACCUCUGUUUCAACAAUGAAGAAGAAGACGAAAAUACCCUUCUUUAUCCUUCUUCUUUCAUGGAUCUAAUCUCUCAACCUCCUCCAUUGCUUCUUCACCAACCACCACCGUUACAACCACUGUCUCCGCCGUUAUCCUCCUCCGCUACCGCCGCCGCAGCAUCAUUUGAUUACCCUUUUCUUGAGGCUUUACAAGAGAUAAUUGACUCUUCUUCCUCUUCACCUCCAUUGAUCCUUCAAAAUGGUCAAGAAGAGAACUUUAACAAUCCCACGUCGUAUCCAUCUCCAUUGAUGGAGUCUGAUCAGAGCAAGAGCUUCAGUGUUGGUUACUGUGGGGGAGAGACGAACAAGAAGAAGAAUAAAAAACUCGAAGGCCAACCUUCUAAGAAUCUCAUGGCGGAGAGACGACGGAGAAAACGACUUAACGAUCGUCUUUCAAUGCUCCGAUCCAUCGUUCCAAAAAUCAGCAAGAUGGACAGGACAUCGAUAUUAGGAGAUGCCAUAGAUUACAUGAAAGAGCUUUUAGACAAAAUCAACAAAUUACAAGAUGAGGAACAAGAACUUGGAAAUAGCGACAAUUCACAUCACUCUAAGCUCUUCGGUGAUCUCAAGGAUCUUAAUGCAAACGAAUCUCUGGUCAGAAACUCUCCAAAGUUUGAAAUAGAUCGGAGAGAUGAGGAUACUCGGGUUGAUAUAUGUUGCUCGCCGAAACCGGGACUGCUUCUAUCGACUGUUAAUACAUUAGAGACUCUAGGCUUGGAGAUUGAACAAUGUGUUAUAAGCUGCUUUAGUGAUUUCUCUUUGCAGGCUUCUUGUUCUGAGGGAGCUGAGCAGAGAGAUUUCAUAACAUCGGAGGAUAUAAAACAAGCAUUAUUCAGAAACGCAGAGAAGCUCCGAUUAAGAAACAAUCCUCCGUUCACGGCUAAUCUCCGUUUGAUCUCGCCGACACUCGAGCUCUUUACAGAUGAAGGAUGGAGAUUCCUUACCAUUAAGCACUUCUUCCGUCGCGGCCACGACGGCACUGUCAAUCUCCGUUGGUCUGCCGGUAACAUCAACCAUUUCACCGACGAUCUCGUCUUUCCGAUCCACGAGGAUCUCGAUGUUCUUGAAAUGGAGGAGAGGGAGAAAGUGGUGAAGCACAUGUGGGAUGUGUAUAACAAUGGCCGUCGUAUAAGAUUACCGAGGUUUUGGCAAGAGGCCUUCGAGGCUGCUUAUGAGGAGCUUACCAGUGAUGUACCUGAUGUUGUUGAGGCUGCCAUUUCCGAGAUCGCUAGGAUGUCUAUUCGCUCCGUUGUUAUAGAUCCGCCUCCGGUUCAUUCUACGAAUGUACGAGAAUUGACAAAGACUCUAAAACUUGCGGACAAAGGAAGAUCGACUCAAAUAUCAAAACCAAGCAGCCGUCGAUUGAAAUAGCUACGGAGCUUUACGAAAGGUAGUGUAGUC